AUGGCCGCGAUAAAGGCGAUAAACGCCAAGGCCGAGGUGGCGCGAGCCCAGGCGGCGUUGGCGGUCAAUAUCUGCGCUGCCCGAGGGCUGCAGGAUGUGCUUCGGACCAAUUUGGGUCCCAAAGGCACCAUGAAAAUGCUAGUUUCUGGUGCAGGUGACAUCAAACUCACCAAAGAUGGCAAUGUGCUGCUUCAUGAGAUGCAAAUUCAACACCCAACAGCUUCGUUGAUAGCAAAAGUAGCAACAGCCCAGGAUGACAUUACAGGAGAUGGUACUACUUCAAAUGUGCUCAUUAUUGGGGAGUUACUAAAACAAGCUGAUCUUUACAUUUCUGAGGGCCUGCACCCUAGAAUAAUAGCUGAAGGAUUUGAAGCUGCAAAGAAAAAAGCACUUGAAGUUUUGGAUGAAAUUAAAAUAAAAAAAGAGAUGAAAAGAGACAUCCUUUUAGAUGUGGCUAGAACAUCUCUACAAACUAAAGUUCAUGCCAAACUGGCUGAUGUGUUAACAGAGGCUGUGGUGGAUUCUGUUUUGGCUGUUAGAAGACCGGGUUAUCCUAUUGAUCUCUUCAUGGUAGAAAUCAUGGAGAUGAAGCACAAAUCAGAAACAGAUACAAAGUUGAUAAGGGGAUUAGUUUUGGAUCAUGGUGCCCGUCAUCCAGAAAUGAAGAAGCGAGUAGAAGAUGCAUUUAUCCUUACUUGCAAUGUAUCGCUAGAAUAUGAAAAAACAGAGGUUAGCUCUGGCUUCUUUUAUAAGACUGCAGAAGAAAAAGAGACAUUGGUAAAAGCUGAAAGAAAAUUUAUUGAUGACAGAGUACAAAAAAUAAUAGACCUGAAGGACAAAGUCUGUGCACAGUCCAACAGAGGAUUUGUUGUCGUCAAUCAAAAGGGAAUUGAUCCAUUUUCCUUAGAUAUGCUUGCAAAACAUGGUAUAGUAGCUCUUCGCAGGGCAAAAAGAAGAAAUAUGGAAAGACUCUCUCUUGCUUGUGGUGGAAUAGCUGUGAAUUCUCUUGAAGACCUUACUGUAGAUUGCUUGGGACAUGCUGGUCUUGUACAUGAAUAUACAUUAGGUGAAGAAAAAUUCACUUUUAUUGAGGACUGUGUUAACCCUCGCUCUGUCACCUUGCUGAUUAAGGGCCCAAAUAGGCACACUCUCGCACAGAUCAAGGACGCUGUAAGGGAUGGACUUCGGGCGCUCAAAAAUGCCAUUGAAGACGGUUGUGUGGUUCCAGGAGCGGGUGCAGUUGAAGUGGCAAUAGCUGAAGCUCUUACUACGUACAAGCACAGCAUAAAAGGAAGAGCUCGUCUUGGGGUCCAAGCGUUUGCUGAUGCCCUACUCAUUAUUCCUAAGGUUCUUGCUCAGAAUUCUGGUUAUGACCUGCAGGAAACACUAGUAAAAAUUCAGGCUGAGCAUUUAGAAUCAAUGCAACCUGUUGGCAUCAAUUUGAAUACAGGUGAGCCAAUGGUAGCAGCAGAUGCAGGAGUUUGGGAUAAUUAUUGCGUGAAAAAACAACUUCUUCACUCUUGCACAGUGAUUGCUGCAAACAUUCUCCUGGUUGAUGAAAUCAUGCGGGCUGGUAUGUCUUCUCUUAAAGGGUGA
Molecule: messenger RNA, 1596 nt
Organism: Pteronotus mesoamericanus
Lineage: Eukaryota; Metazoa; Chordata; Mammalia; Chiroptera; Mormoopidae
Gene: CCT6B
Product: chaperonin containing TCP1 subunit 6B
Exons: 14
Coding region: 1-1596 (531 amino acids)
Biological process (GO): protein folding
Cellular component (GO): chaperonin-containing T-complex
Molecular function (GO): ATP hydrolysis activity; ATP-dependent protein folding chaperone; ATP binding
Source: RefSeq, a predicted model, not a curated record